Molecule: messenger RNA, 6091 nt
Organism: Jaculus jaculus (lesser Egyptian jerboa)
Lineage: Eukaryota; Metazoa; Chordata; Mammalia; Rodentia; Dipodidae
Gene: Znf629
Product: zinc finger protein 629
Exons: 3
Coding region: 372-2990 (872 amino acids)
Biological process (GO): negative regulation of transcription by RNA polymerase II
Molecular function (GO): DNA-binding transcription repressor activity, RNA polymerase II-specific
Source: RefSeq, a predicted model, not a curated record
CCGGCUCCUACUUGCCAUAGAGCGCGGGGCAUCCUCGGAGCCACCUCCUGGCCCUGGUGGCUCCCACGUUCCCCACCCCCAGGCUGCGGGAAGCAAAGGGUUAAAUCCCAUAGAGCUGAUGCUCUGACUCCAGGCUAGAGGGGCCCGGGAAGCUGGGGUCACUUCCUGCUCCGUCCCAGUCACCCUGAACUGGUCCCCGGGUCCUCAGCCUGCAAUCACCCCUUGAGAAGGACCCUGGAGUCCUCGGCCCCUGGCCCGCCCCCCGAGGCAGGGCACUCAAGGGGUUAAGUCCCCUGGGGCUGGAUUCCGCUUCCCGGCAUUCCCAGACCCCAGAGCCGGUCCCUGGAACCUUUGCAGUCCCAAGCUCUGGGAUGGAGCCUGAGACAGUGCUGUGGGGACCAGAUCUGCAGGGUCCUGAAGAGAGCCUGAAUGAUGCUCACAGAGGUGCCGAGAGUGGGAAUGAAGAGGAGAGCCCCCAGCAGGAAAGUUCUGGGGAGGAGAUCAUCUUGGGAGAUCCAGCUCAGAGUCCAGAAUCCAAGGACCUACCAGAGAUGCCCCUGGAGAGCCCUUCCCAGGAUGUCUCAGCUCCCCAGGAUCCCCUAGCCCCACUGGGUCCCUCCAGCCCCUUGGACCAUCAGACCCCUCUGGACCCUCCAGCCCCUGAGGUAGUCCGUGCCCCAUCUGAGUGGACCAAAGCCUGUGAGCCCAAUUGGCAGUGGGGGACUCUCACCACCUGGAACAGUCCCCCAGUGGUUACUGCCAGUGAGCCCAGCCUGCGGGAGCUGGUUCAGGGUCGCCCCUCUGGGGCUGAGAAGCCGUACAUCUGCAACGAGUGCGGCAAGAGCUUCAGCCAGUGGUCCAAGCUGCUGCGGCACCAGCGCAUCCACACAGGCGAGCGGCCUAACACAUGCUCGGAGUGCGGCAAGAGCUUCACGCAGAGUUCUCACCUGGUGCAGCACCAGCGCACACACACGGGCGAGAAGCCCUACAAGUGUCCCGACUGCGGCAAGUGCUUUAGCUGGAGCUCCAACCUCGUGCAGCACCAGCGCACGCACACGGGCGAGAAGCCGUACAAGUGCACAGAGUGCGAGAAGGCCUUCACGCAGAGCACCAACCUCAUCAAGCACCAGCGGUCGCACACGGGUGAGAAGCCCUACAAGUGCGGGGAGUGCCGGCGGGCUUUCUACCGCAGCUCGGACCUCAUUCAGCACCAAGCCACGCACACAGGCGAGAAGCCCUAUAAGUGCCCCGAGUGCGGCAAGCGCUUCGGCCAGAACCACAACCUGCUCAAGCACCAGAAGAUCCACGCCGGCGAGAAGCCGUACCGCUGCACCGAGUGUGGCAAGAGCUUCAUCCAGAGCUCGGAGCUGACGCAGCACCAGCGCACGCACACUGGUGAGAAGCCCUACGAGUGCCUGGAGUGUGGGAAGAGUUUUGGUCACAGCUCCACGCUCAUCAAGCACCAGCGGACCCACCUGCGCGAAGAUCCCUUCAAGUGCCCCGUGUGUGGCAAGACCUUCACACUGAGUGCCACCCUGCUGCGCCACCAGCGCACGCACACGGGCGAGCGGCCCUACAAGUGCCCCGAGUGCGGCAAGAGCUUUAGUGUCAGCUCGAAUCUCAUCAACCACCAGCGCAUCCACCGUGGAGAGCGGCCCUACAUCUGCGCAGACUGCGGCAAGAGCUUCAUCAUGAGCUCCACUCUCAUUCGCCACCAGCGCAUCCACACGGGCGAGAAGCCCUACAAGUGCUCCGACUGCGGCAAGAGCUUCAUCCGCAGCUCCCACCUCAUCCAGCACCGCCGCACGCACACGGGUGAGAAGCCCUACAAGUGUCCGGAGUGCGGCAAGAGCUUCAGCCAGAGCUCUAACCUCAUCACGCAUGUCCGCACGCACAUGGACGAGAACCUCUUCGUGUGCUCCGACUGUGGCAAGGCCUUCCUGGAGGCUCACGAGUUAGAGCAGCACCGGGUGAUCCAUGAGAGGGGCAAGACCCCAGCCCGGAGAGCUCAGAAUGACAGCCUGUUGGGGCUUGGGGAUCCUGCCCUGCUGACUCCACCUCCGGGAGCCAAACCCCACAAGUGUCUGGUCUGUGGAAAGGGCUUCAACGAUGAGGGGAUCUUCAUGCAGCACCAGCGGAUCCAUAUUGGAGAAAAUCCCUACAAAAACGCAGACAGUCUCAUAGCACACUCAGCCCCCAAACCGCCCCAGUUCCGCUCCCCGAGGCUCCCUUUUGGAGGGAAUUCCUGUGGAGGUGCUGCAGAAGUUAGAGCUGACUCCCCAGGACAGCCCUUGAAAGUGCCCGAGGGUCAGGAGGGUUUCAGCCAAAGACUGGGACUGCUCUCCAAGUCCUACAUUUGUUCCCACUGUGGGGAAAGCUUCCUGGAUCGGGCUGUGCUCCUCCAACAUCAGCUCACCCAUGGCAAUGAAAAGCCCUUUCUUUUUCCUGAAUACAGGACUGGCCUUGGGGAAGGGGCAGGACCUAGCCCCUUCCUAACUGGAAAGCCCUUUAAAUGCCCUGAAUGCAAAAAAAGCUUUGGCCUCAGCUCUGAGCUGCUGCAGCACCAGAAAGUCCACAGGAGUGGGAAGUCCCAGAAGUCCCAGAAGGGAUUUGGUCCAGAGAUGGGGAAAAGCUCCUCUGUCCUUCUGGAGCAUCUCAGGAGCCCACUGGGGGCUAGACCUUACAGCUGCUCCGACUGUGGGGCCUCCUUCCUCGACAGACAGGCCCUUAUUCAGCACCAGGAAACCCAUACCCCAGAAAAGCCCCCCACACCUGAGGACCCCCUGCCAAAGCCAGCUACCCAGUCCACAAACCAGGAAGGUGAGAGAGAGGCCUCCACCCCAACAAAGAGCAGCAGCCAUAGGGAAGGGGAAAAAUCCAAAACCCUCCUAGAGGAAAAACCCUAUUUGUGUCCUGAGUGUGGAGACAGCUUCACAGAAGUUGCAGCUCUCCUCCUCCAUCGGAGCUGCCACCCAAGUGUGUCCCUGUGAAAUAGGUCUGGAGACUAGGGCCUUACUCUCCUGAGAGGAACACUAGAUAACCCCCCAAACACACACACACACACACACACACAAAAAAAAAAAAAAAAAAAGCCACAAAAAAAUGUGGGGAAAGGAAGACAAACCUAUCAGAAUGUAGAGAAGUAGAGGGUGAAGAAUCCUGGGAAAAAUAGUGCUUUUACAUCAGUAAUGAGAAGCCCUAUAAAAUUAUUGGUGGAAACCACUUAUAAGGCAGUAGAGAAAAACUGUUUGGGUUAGAAACCCUAUAAAUAUGUAGGAAAAUAAAAAGUCCUUUAAGUCUGUAGCAGAAAAAAAAAAAAUCUAUAACCCAUAGUGGAUAAAAGCCCUAUUGUAGGAAGAAGUUCAAAUACGUCUCUAGACAGCUCCUUAAAACUGUUAUCCAAAUUCUUAUCAAAAUCCUGUAGGCCCGGGGAGGAGCAAGGAAUACAGCAUGGCGCUGACCUGGGAGAGUGGCCCUCAGAUGGUGCAGGAAACACCUCCCACACUCUUUCUAAUGUCCCAUGGACAGUUACAGUGAAGAAAAUGCUUAGCUGAGAAAUAGUGUAGGAAGGGGGUAUAACUGGAAAAGGAAGAAAAAUAGGGAAAAAAUAAGUGAUGAAGUGCUUUCAAACCCACAGAGGUGAUAAGACUAGGAAAAAAUCCAGUUCAUUGCACUGGGACAUUCUUUGGGGUGCAAAGCCAAUCUUGGGGAAAUUGUGUGUGCUAGGGGAAGGGGGGACCAUGGAACCCCCUAUCAGUAAGAGUCCAAAAGUGAGAAGAAAAAAUACAUGUCAAGCCAUUUUAAAGACUGGAGUUUGGGGUGCACAAAAAAUCUUGAGUGUAUGAGUGUAUGAAUAUUGAGAAACCACCUAGCGAAUGAGGGAGAAUGUCCAUUAGAUUGUUUGGAGGGAAGUAGACCAAGGUGGAGAAACUGCAGGUGGAACCCAGCAAACUCCUGGCCAGUUUCUUCCCUUCCUGGAGCUUGUUAAACUUUAAGUACAAGCAUGUCCCAGCUCAGGCCACAAGGGCUCUCCUGAACCAGGCAGGAGCACUCUUUCUCCAGCUGAGCUGGAGACACCUAAUCUGAGAGGCUUCUGGGAUUGCAGGGGCCCUCUGCCACAUUCUCAGGUCUCACAGGUUUUUUCCUGAAAUCCAACUGCCACAAGUCUUGCUGCAGUUGUAGCCCAUUUCCUCGAAUUCUGUCCUCAGUGGAAUGAACCAAUUGCUGCUAGUCAACCUCCAAAGAAUAAAUUCCUUCAGAGAUUCAAGGUUUGCAUGUGAUUGUCUUCCCUAGACAGUCCACCAGAGCCACUUCUGGGUUCUCAGUGGUGACAGAGGUUGGCAAGACAACAGUAUAGACAGUGUUGAUGAACCAGCAACCUGACUUGAAACCUCAGCCUUUCAUGUGAGCAGGUGCUAGGCUGCCUGCAAGAUGAGCCAGUCCGCACAGUAGCGGGUGCCCUGAUACCACACAAGACUGGACUAGAGUCCCUGAAGAGGCGAUGGAAAGAAAUUUCACCACCUUUUCACUCUGGCACCUGGAAGCCUUGAGAUGGGGUGACGUAACCCAGUGUUGACCUGGGGAAGGGAAAUAUUCUACCACUUGAAUCCUUUCCUUAGCCAGAAACCUUUGGAGGGAAAUGGAAGAACGAGAAAUGCUCCUCUGCCAGACUUGCUCAUGUUACUGGGGCUGUGUGACGGGGAGAGAUGGUUGCCCUAUAAAAUGGUUGAGAGAAAUACCUGCAACAAAGAUGCCCCCAACCCUGGAGACCCUUAAUCAGGGAGGACUCUGCUCAGUGCUGGGUUGAAAAGAAAGUAUCCUCCAACCCAGUGUUGGCACCAGUGAUACACUGUUCUGGAGUUAGCAGGACUGAAGAGGCCAGGUGAGGUGGCCCUUUAGGAGUUGUGUACUCAAAAAGGAGUGGCUUGGAUUCCUACAACACUGUGGAAGAGACCUCUAAUUCCAUUACUUAAAAAUUCAAAAGGUGGGAACCCAUCACCCUUCAUCCAUCCUGCCCCCAAAGGGAUGACUCAAAUUUAAAGGGAUCAAAGUCCAGAACACUGUGGGAGAAAAAUGUCAGGCCUGCUGGGGAGAGGAACAAGGUAGACUUUAUGUGAUUGUGGGGAGAGUCUUGUUGACAUCUGUCUAAAGCCCAAAGUGCUAGGUUGGAGAGCACCAUGGAGGAGGGGAGGAACCUGCCUGCAAAUUUUGACAGAUGUUGACAAAGAGGGUCCUUAUAAAAUGGAAAGGAGGUGAAUCCUUUAAAUAUAGGCUGAUUUGUCCCUUUUGUAGUAAAAACUAAAUUUAGCAAUCCCUUAUGAAGCUAGAAGCAGAGUCCCUCAGAUAUACAUCUGAGAGUCUGUCCCUAGAAGAGUGCUGGGGAGCAGCUUCUGGGGAUUAGAGGCCAGUCUAAGGGGAGUUGGUCAGUGUAGUCAUGGCUAACUAUAUUGAGGACUAGGAUAUAGCAUACAUAGUAGGAUGCUCGCAUGUUUUAGGGACAGGUCUUGACUCCGGUACUGAAUGAACCAUGUGGACAUUGGUGGAGUCUGGGGCUUCCUUGUAGGAGAGGGGCAGAGAUCUCUGAGUGUGGCCUGUUUUCUUGGCCACUUCCCUACACCCUGGAGGAACUCUAGCAGGGUCAGGUCCCUCUGGCCAGCUCAGGAAAAGGCCCACCUGAACUGCAUUUAGAAGGCCUGAUUGUAACCAAGCUCCAAGCCAGCCGGCCCCAGAACUUUCAGGAAGUGCCCGGGGGAAGGAUCCCUACAGCCAUAGGCAAGGAGUCAGCAACUGAUCUGUGCUUAAGAUGAAACUUGAAACUCAUGAGGAUGUGGAGGUAUGGUGGUAACACUAAAGAACUGGGCAUGAAUUCUGGAUGGGGAAAGGAAAUCACAACUAAGGGGUGGGGUUCUGUGACUCCUACCAGUGAGGUGACCAAAUCUCAGUCUCCUUUACUCCUAGAGAGGAAGCCCCAUUGCCUGACAUCCCUGUGGAGUAAAGGGAAGCCCCACUUUUGAGUGUUGUGUGUCAGUAACAGUGUUAUGUCACCGGUGGUCAUGUUGAUUAGUUGAAGAGAAUAAAGGGAAUAAGACUU